This is a messenger RNA of Ananas comosus (pineapple), 1230 nucleotides long. Its product is annotated as ADP-ribosylation factor-like. NCBI's taxonomy places the organism in Eukaryota, Viridiplantae, Streptophyta, Magnoliopsida, Poales, Bromeliaceae. The coding region runs from base 176 to 760 and encodes 194 amino acids. Gene Ontology annotation, molecular function: GTP binding; GTPase activity. The transcript has 6 exons. The record is from RefSeq and is a predicted model, not a curated record. Gene Ontology annotation, biological process: intracellular protein transport; vesicle-mediated transport. Gene Ontology annotation, cellular component: cytoplasm.
GAUCGAUUUGUCUUGAUUCACCUUCUCUUCUUCGUCUCGAAUCCUUGGAGAAGCGCUUCUGAUUUGGGCUUCUCGCCCCCGCAAAUUGCCCGAAAAAGCGCUUUUAGAUCUCUUUCCAGCUCGAGAUUUGGGCGAUUUCUAGGUUUAGGGCUUCGGACGAGGAGCCGAUCGCGCCAUGGGGCAAGCCUUUAGGAAGCUCUUCGACACCUUCUUCGGCAACAAAGAAAUGAGGGUUGUCAUGCUUGGGCUGGAUGCUGCUGGUAAAACUACUAUUCUGUACAAGCUGCACAUUGGAGAAGUACUAUCAACUGUUCCAACAAUUGGUUUCAACGUUGAGAAAGUUCAGUAUAAAAAUGUGAUGUUCACAGUGUGGGAUGUUGGCGGGCAAGAGAAACUGAGGCCCUUGUGGAGGCAUUAUUUUAAUAAUACCGAUGGCCUGAUAUACGUUGUUGAUUCGUUGGACAGGGAAAGAAUUGGAAAGGCCAAAGCUGAGUUUCAGGCCAUAAUCAAUGACCCAUUCAUGCUUAACAGUGUGAUAUUGGUGUUCGCGAAUAAACAGGACAUGAAAGGCGCGAUGACCCCUAUGGAAGUAUGCGAGGGUCUAGGGCUUUAUGACUUGAGGAACCGCAUCUGGCACAUCCAAGGAACUUGUGCCCUUAAAGGUGAUGGUCUCUAUGAGGGCUUGGACUGGCUUGCAACCACUCUGAAGGAACUUCAAGCCUCAGGCCGCUCCACCUCGGUCGGAACGUCAUCUUACUGACUUUUAAGAGGUCUCCACAGAAUGAGUUGAUUUUCGCACGAGUAAAGCUGAAUGUAUUCGACCAGUUCAUAGUGCAGUUGUUUUAUGAUUUUCUCUGGUGUUAGCUUUGAAUUUGGUCAGAUUACAUUUGAUUUAGAAGCUAUCAUUAAGUAAUCUGCUUGUCUGUAAUCUUCUGCCCCUGAUAAAAUGAAAAAUUUAAUGCUGGGGCAUCACAUACUUCAGUGUAAAUUCUGCGACUCUUUCUGGGAAACGACACUUUUGAUAAUUUUCAUGCUUAAUCAAUGACAAUAGCAAAUGGAAAACAGGGAGAAUUUGCGAUUUCCGGGAAAAAAAAAAGUGGGAACGCUUUUAAUUGCAGUUCCUCCUAUGAGUGAAGGUUCCCUCUAUAUAGUGGGAACAGAGUUCAUGUUGUACACGUUGUGAUCCUUGCAUGUUGGUGAGUUCUCACAAAUGCAAUAAUUCCUAGUUUA